AUGUCGGCGUCCAGGGCCGGCAGCAUUUCCGUGGCCCCUAGGGGCCCGCGAGCUCCUGUUGGACGCCUUGCCAGUCUGAAGCCGCCUAAUCCAAUGCCGAUUAAGCGUCCACAACCGAUUGGGCGUCCUCAGCCUACACGCCCUACAACGCACCCCAAGACCCAGAGCUGCCCCAACCCCGGGUGUCCUGCCCCGCACAUCGUGGAGGAUGAAGGCCAGAAGGUCUGCUCCGGGUGUGGUACUGUCAUCAGCGAAUCCAACAUUGUAUCCGAGGUGACCUUCGGCGAAACCUCUUCCGGUGCUGCGGUCGUCCAAGGAUCUUUCGUCGGAGAAGACCAGACCCAUGUCCGGAGCUUUGGACCGGGAUUCCAGCGAGGUGGUGGUAUGGAAAGCCGGGAGGUCACUGAACAGAACGGCAACCGCUUCAUCAAUCAGAUCGCACGAUCCUUACACAUCCCCGAGAGUGCCACGAAAGCUGCUGGUCAGGUUUUCAAGCUCGCGGUCGGUCUAAACUUCAUUCAAGGUCGUCGCACCAAGAACGUGGCGGCCGUUGCUCUGUACAUCGCUUGUCGACGCCAGGAUGGCAACACCACGAUGCUUAUCGACUUUGCGGAUGUUUUGAUGAUCAACGUCUUCAAGCUUGGGCGCACCUACAAAUCCCUCCUCGACGAACUUCGUCUGGGCGGCAACGUGUUCCUCAUGAACCCUAUCGACCCGGAGAGUCUCAUCUAUCGAUUCGCCAAACAACUAGAGUUUGGGCCAGCUACCAUGCAAGUGGCCGGUGAGGCGGUUCGUAUCAUCCAGCGAAUGAACCGUGACUGGAUGUCAACGGGUCGACGUCCCGCCGGUCUGUGUGGUGCGGCCUUGAUUUUGGCAGCUCGGAUGAACAAUUUCCGCCGGACUAUCCGCGAAGUCGUCUAUGUUGUCAAGGUGACUGAGGUCACCAUCAGUCAGCGUUUGUACGAAUUCAGUUCGACAGAGAGUGGCGAACUUACCGUGGAUCAAUUCCGUUCCGUGCAAUUGGAAAAUUCGCACGAUCCACCUUCCUUCACUCGGGCGCGGGAUGGUAAAAGGUCAGGUCGAUCUACUAAGAUACAUCCAGAGACUGCAGCCGAAAUUGAGGAUGACUCAACUAUGGAGAGUGAUGCAGAGUCGAUCCCGCCACAACGAUUUGAUGCCGACGGCUUUGCCAUCCCAAGUCUCCCUAUUGACCCCGCUUUGAUGGACAAUCCUCAACGACGAGGGUCUAUCACCAAAGCUGUGAAUGAAGUCAUUGAAGAAACUGAGAAGGACAUGAAGAUCAAGAGUGCCCGACGCCCGUCGUACCCCGCUCCUUCUCCGGAUCAGAUUGCAUCUGAAGCUGCUCUUGAAGAGGAAAUCCAAACCAUGCUGGCCAAAGGUUCGGACCUGGUUGAAAGCAUCAUUGAGCCCAAACCGGGCAGUCUCGUUUCCGACAACGUUAAUAUUGACGAGGCGGAGUUUGAGGAUGAUCCUGAGGUUGCCAACUGCCUCCUCACGAGUCUCGAAAUCGACCUCAAGGAGCGUAUCUGGGUCCACGAGAACAAGGAAUACCUCCGCACACAGCAAGCAAAGGCCCUGAAGCGUGCACUCGCGGAAGCUACUGCCGGCCCCUCUUCAUCCAAGCCUCGAAAGCGCCGCAAGGGCCGUCUGGGCGAUGUUGCCUAUCUAGAGGGCGAGGGUGACGGGGAAGAUGGCCGCAGCUCCCGUGCCUCGACACCUGCGGAGGCUACACGGCGAAUGCUGGAGAAACGUGGAUACAGCAAGAAAAUCAACUACUCUCUUCUUGACACCUUGUAUGGGCAGGAAGGUGCGGGUGAUGCGAAUGCGAAGGCCGAAAUCUUGAGCCGAAGUCAGAGUCGCAGUCGCAGCCGGAGCGUUCUUUCACGCCGCAGUACCAGCGUCCAACCCGAGGGACGAUCCCGCCGUACCGGCCGGGCUCCCUCGCGGCCCCCCUCGCUUGUUCCCAGCGUUCCCAGCAAGCCCACUAUCUUCACUUCUCACCCACCCACUCCGCCUCCCACCGCUCCUCAGCCCGUCGUCCCGCCGCCCGCAGGUCAGCCCCAGCCUGCCCCUGAAGCUAAGAAGGAGCCUGCAGCCGCAGAUCCAGAUGAAGUGGAGGAAGAGGAGGACGAUGUGGAGGAUGACCACGUCGAGGAUGCAUUCGCAGGAGAUUACCAUAAUGACUAUGAGGACGAUUAUUAUGAUGCAGGCAGCGACUACGAUUACGAUUAA
Molecule: messenger RNA, 2253 nt
Organism: Penicillium canariense
Lineage: Eukaryota; Fungi; Ascomycota; Eurotiomycetes; Eurotiales; Aspergillaceae
Product: transcription factor TFIIIB subunit BRF1
Exons: 1
Coding region: 1-2253 (750 amino acids)
Biological process (GO): transcription by RNA polymerase III; DNA-templated transcription initiation; transcription preinitiation complex assembly
Cellular component (GO): transcription factor TFIIIB complex; transcription preinitiation complex; nucleus
Molecular function (GO): RNA polymerase III type 3 promoter sequence-specific DNA binding; TBP-class protein binding; RNA polymerase III general transcription initiation factor activity
Source: RefSeq, a predicted model, not a curated record